ACCCGCGCUCGCAGCAUCCGCGGUGGGAGAGCGCAGCCCUGCGCGGAGCCCGCCCGCCCGGCGCUAGCCGCCCCAUCCCGGGCAGCGCAGGGAAGAAGCUGGCCAGGACUGGCACGUUGGAAACAGGGACCGGUCCUGGCUCCAGUGCUCGCCUGCCCUGGGCUCGGAGACAUGGCAGAGUCGCCGAGGAUGGAUGCAGAGCCCUCCCAGUCGGGCGGCUGGCUGGACAAUGGCUCUUGGACACCAGUGCCCACUGCUGCCCCCCACCCAGACAUGAGCGCACCCGGAGGCCAGGGCAGGAGGGGGCUGUGGAUCUUUAACAGCAGUGGGGAGGACACAUCACCCCCGUUCCUGACGGAUGCUUGGCUGGUGCCACUCUUCUAUGCCCUCAUCAUGCUGCUGGGGCUGGUGGGCAACUCACUCGUCAUCUACGUGGUGUCCAAGCACCGGCAGAUGCGCACAGCCACCAACUUCUACAUCGCAAACCUGGCGACCACAGACAUCAUCUUCCUGGUGUGCUGUGUCCCCUUCACCGCCACGCUCUACCCCUUGCCCAGCUGGAUCUUCGGCGACUUCAUGUGCAAACUCGUCAACUACUUGCAACAGGUGACAGCGCAGGCCACCUGCAUCACCCUGACGGCGAUGAGCAUGGACCGCUGCUACGCCACCCUCUAUCCGCUGCAGUCGCUGCGCUACCGCACCCCACGCGUGGCCAUGGGCGUCAGCGUGGCCAUCUGGAUCAGUUCCUUCCUUCUCUCGCUGCCUAUAGCCAUGUACCACCGCACUGAGGUGGGCUACUGGUAUGGGCUGCGCACCUAUUGCAUUGAGGCCUUCGCCAGCAAGAGCCAGGAGCGCAGCAUCAUCCUCUACACCUUCCUGGCCAUCUACCUGCUGCCUCUGCUCACCAUCUGCCUCUGCUACUCUGUCAUGCUCAAGCGUGUGGGGCGCCCCAUCGUGGAGCCCAUCGACCACAACUACCAGCAGGUACAGCACCUGUCCGAGUGCUCUGUCGCCACAAAGGCCAAGGUGUCCAAGAUGGUGGUGGUGAUCGUGGUACUCUUCACUGUGUGCUGGGGCCCCAUCCAGCUCUUCUUCCUCUUCCAGGGCUUCUAUGACAGCUUUCAGGCCAACUACGAGACCUACAAGAUCAAGACGUGGGCCAACUGUAUGUCCUAUGCCAACUCCUCCAUCAACCCCAUCGUCUACGCCUUCAUGGGCGACAGCUUUAGGAAGUCCUUCAAGAAGGCUUUCCCCUUCCUCUUCCGGCGCCGGGUGCGGGACGGCACCGUUCUCUCUGGCUCCCGCAAUGCCGAGAUGAAGUUUGUCACUGAGGAGACCUAGUCCCAGCCCUGCCGGGGGUCCCUGAGGCCUCCCAGUUGUGCCAGCCCUGUGCGGCCUGCUCCUCCUGACUGUGGACGCUGAGGUGGUAAAUCCAAUAUGGUUGCCAGGCCAUAUUGACAUUGCUCAGGACAAGAGGCACCAUUCAAUGGAAGCUGUGGUGACUGGUACUUCAGAAUCCCUGGCUUGGAAGGGGCCAGGGUUUCUUCCCAAAGUGCCUUCUUAUUUGGGGUUCCUCUGUCCUCAGGCUGAGGCAUCCUCACAGUCCAAAUACUGAGGCAACCAGAAACGAGUGGACACUUUGGGAAAUCUGGGUCCUAAGCCAGACACCUCCCUUCCCUCCCUCCUCCCACCAUACCAUUGUCCUUGGCACAUCAUUGUAGCCAUGAGCAUCUCCUGCUGGCGCCUCAGGGAUUUGCCCAGAGCAUCUGGAAAUAAAGUUCUUUGGCUUUGUAAGGAGA
This is a messenger RNA of Dermochelys coriacea (leatherback sea turtle), 1799 nucleotides long. Its product is annotated as G-protein coupled receptor 54-like. NCBI's taxonomy places the organism in Eukaryota, Metazoa, Chordata, Testudines, Dermochelyidae. Gene Ontology annotation, molecular function: G protein-coupled peptide receptor activity. The transcript has 6 exons. Gene Ontology annotation, biological process: neuropeptide signaling pathway. Bases 172 to 1341 code for a protein of 389 amino acids. Gene Ontology annotation, cellular component: membrane. The record is from RefSeq and is a predicted model, not a curated record.